AUGGAGGCGCUGGCAGAGGAGCAGCCGAUGGUGGUGAUCAAGCCUGAGCCGGAGGGACCGCUUGCGCUCCCUGCCUCGAAGCCGGGCGACUGUCCAGGCAAGAGCAGCGGGGGCAGCCCCAACAGCAGCCAUAACGGAGGCAGAGGCGGCGGUGUCGCGGCGUCCUCAGCCGGCGGCGAUGGCGGGACCCCCAAGCCCGCCGUGCCUCCUCCCGCAGCUGCUGCUGCAGCGGCGACAGCAGCCCCGGGAGGCGCGGCCGGGGCUCCGGCAGCGGCUGCCGAGGGCAUCGCCUCUCAGGACCCACAGACCCUGCUGGCCGUGCUGCAGUUCCUGCGGCGGAGCAACCUACGCGAGUCUGAGGACAUCCUGCGACGCGAGGCCCGGCUGCUGGAGGACGCCGUGGGAGCUGGCGCUCAGGGGGAGGUGGACAGACCCGGGGCCGAGACCACUAGCGCGCUGCUGAGCCGGGUCGCCGCCGCCGGAUCCACCGGCCCGGACCCCGGCCCCGGAGUCUGCUCUGAAUCCUCGGGCCCCGGUGCCUCGGGGGCCGGCACGGGGAACUCAGAGGCCGCUUCGACCGGGGCCGCUUCGACCGAGGUCGCUCCUACCCAAGUUGGAGUAGUUGCUAUAGAAGACCAGCCUGAUGUCAGUGCGGUGUUGUCUGCCUACAAUCAACAAGAGGAUCCAACAAUGUAUGAAGAGCACUACAGUGGACUGAAACAUUUCAUUGAAUGUUCCUUGGACUGUCAUCGAACAGAAUUAUCUCAGUUAUUUUAUCCUCUAUUUGUACAUAUGUACUUGGAAUUGGUCUACAAUCAGCAUGAAAAUGAAGCAAAAUCAUUCUUUGAGAAGUUUCAUGGCGAUCAGGAAUGUUAUUAUCAGGAUGACCUUCGAGUAUUAGCUAGACUUACCAAAAAGGAGCACAUGAAAGGGAAUGGGACCAUUAUGGAUUUUCGAACAAGUAAGUUUGUUUUGCGCAUUUCCCGGGAUUCUUAUCAACUUUUGAAAAGACACCUCCAGGAGACACAGAAUAACCAAAUAUGGAACAUAGUCCAGGAGCACCUGUACAUUGAUAUCUUCGAUGGGAUGCCUCGGAGUAAGCAACAGAUAGAUGCUAUGGUGGGAAGUUUGGCUGGAGAGGCGAAGCGAGAGGCAAAUAAGGCAAAGGUCUUUUUUGGCUUGUUAAAAGAACCAGAAAUUGAAGUUCCUUUGGAUGAUGAAGAUGAAAAAGGGGAGAAUGAGGAAGGAAAGCCCCCCAAAAAGAAACCUAAAAAAGAUAGUAUGGGAUCUACAAGCAAAAAACAAGAUCCUAAUGCUCCACCUCAAAACAGAAUUCCUCUUCCUGAAUUGAAAGAUUCAGAGAAGUUGGAUCAGAUAAUGAAUAUGAAAGAAACCAGGAAACGUGUGCGUCUUGGUCCAGAUUGUUUACCUUCCAUCUGUUUCUAUACAUUCUUUAAUGCAUAUCAGGGUCUCACUGCAGUUGAUAUCACUGAUGAUUCCAGUCUGAUUACAGGAGGUUUUGCUGACUCCACUAUUAGAGUAUGGUCUGUGACUCCCAAAAAACUUCGACGUAUGAAGACAGCAACAGAUCUCGGCCUUAUUGAUAAAGAAUCAGAUGAUGUUUUAGAAAGAAUCAUGGAUGAAAAAACAGCAAGUGAAUCGAAGAUUUUAUAUGGUCACAGUGGACCUGUUUAUGGGGCAAGCUUCAGUCCUGAUAGGCUUUGGGCUACAGAUCAUUAUGAGCCUUUACGAAUAUUUGCUGGCCACUUUGCAGAUGUGAAUUGUACACGAUUCCAUCCAAACUCUAACUAUGUUGCUACGGGUUCAGCAGACAGAACAGUAAGGUUAUGGGAUGUCUUGAAUGGGAACUGUGUAAGAAUCUUCACUGGACAUAAGGGACCAAUUCAUUCUUUGGCAUUUUCUCCCAAUGGGAGAUUCCUGGCUACUGGAGCAACAGAUGGCAAGGUACUUCUUUGGGAUAUUGGACAUGGAUUGAUGGUUGGAGAAUUAAAAGGUCAUACAAACACAGUAUAUUCACUCAAGUUUAGUAGAGAUGGAGAAAUUUUAGCAUCAGGGUCAAUGGAUAACACGGUUCGUUUAUGGGAUGCUAUAAAAGCAUUUGAAUACCUAGAGACUGAUGAUUUUACUACAGCCACUGGACACAUAAACUUGCCUGAAAAUUCACAGGAUUUAUUACUGGGAAGCUACAUGACCAAGUCAACACCAAUUAUACAUCUCCAUUUUACUCGAAGAAACUUGCUUUUAGCUGCAGGAGCUUAUAGUUCACAAUAA
Molecule: messenger RNA, 2292 nt
Organism: Sarcophilus harrisii (Tasmanian devil)
Lineage: Eukaryota; Metazoa; Chordata; Mammalia; Dasyuromorphia; Dasyuridae
Product: transcription initiation factor TFIID subunit 5-like
Exons: 2
Coding region: 1-2292 (763 amino acids)
Biological process (GO): transcription initiation at RNA polymerase II promoter
Cellular component (GO): transcription factor TFIID complex
Molecular function (GO): RNA polymerase II general transcription initiation factor activity; protein binding
Source: RefSeq, a predicted model, not a curated record